Molecule: messenger RNA, 2300 nt
Organism: Peromyscus eremicus (cactus mouse)
Lineage: Eukaryota; Metazoa; Chordata; Mammalia; Rodentia; Cricetidae
Product: zinc finger protein 58-like
Exons: 4
Coding region: 166-1749 (527 amino acids)
Biological process (GO): regulation of transcription by RNA polymerase II
Cellular component (GO): nucleus
Molecular function (GO): DNA-binding transcription factor activity, RNA polymerase II-specific; RNA polymerase II transcription regulatory region sequence-specific DNA binding
Source: RefSeq, a predicted model, not a curated record
CCACAAUUCUUUCUCAGAGACUUCUGGGAAAUGUAGUCUGUGGCACUGUGACAUCACAUUGAGCCCUCCAGGAAAUUCCCUCCUGGACUUCAGUCCACACGUGUGCAACUUUAUCAAAGUUGCGCGAGAGUCCUGCCUGCUGUACAUUCCUCUUGCGUCUCAGACAUGGAGGAAAUGCUGUCCUUCAGGGAUGUGGCCAUUGAGUUCUCUGCAGAAGAGAGGGAAUGCCUGGAGCCUGCUCAGUGGAAUUUGUACAGGGAUGUGAUGUUGGAGAAUUACAGCCACCUUGUGUUCCUUGGUCUUUCUAUGUCUAAGCCACACCUGGUGACCUUUUUGGAGCAAAGACAAGAAUCUUCAGAUGUGAAGAGACAAGCAGCAGCCAACAUGCAGCCCGGAACAACAUUCAAUGAUUAUAAUGAUUACAGCAAGGGUAUUGACUGCAACUCAUUAAAUAUUCAACGCCAGAGAAUUCAUACAAGGGAGAAACCCUACCAGUGUAAAGAAUGUGGUAAGGGCCUUAGUUCUUAUAAAACACUUUCCAUACACCAGAGACUUCAUACUGGAGAAAAAUCCUACACAUGUAAAGAAUGUCAUAAGGCCUUCAAUACUCGCUCAUCACUUUUUAUACACCAGAAAAAUCAUACUGAUGAAAAAACCCACAAGUGUGAAGAAUGUGGCAAAUUAUUUUAUUAUCCUUCAUUCCUGAAGCAACAUCAAAGAAUUCAUUCUGGAGAGAAACCCUACAAGUGUGAAGAAUGUGGCAAAGCUUUUUGUUAUCCUUCAUUCCUGAAGCAUCAUCAAAAAAUUCAUUCUGGAGAGAAACCCUACAAGUGUGAAGAAUGUGGCAAAUCCUUUUACACUCCUUCAGUGCUGAAGCAGCAUCAAAAAAUUCACUCUGCAGAGAAACCAUGCAAGUGUGAAGAGUGUGGCAGUUUUUUUUCUUCAUUUUCAUACCUUAGACAACAUCAAACAAUUCACUCCAAAGACAAUCCCUACAAGUGUGAGGAGUGUGGCAAAAGGUUUUCCCAUUCUGCAAUCCUUCAAAAACAUUAUAAAAUUCAUGGAGAGAGACGAUACAAGUGUGAAGAAUGUCACAAAACCUUUGUUUUUCACUCAGAUCUUAAGAGACACAAGGUGGUUCAUACUGGACAGGAACAAUACAAGUGUAAAGAGUGUGGCAAAUAUUUUUCCGCAGCUUCAUCCCUUAGACGACAUCAAAUAAUUCACUUUGAAGACAACCCUUACAAGUGUGAAGAGUGUGGCAGAUGUUUUUACUCAUAUUUAUCCCUUAGAGGACAUCAAAUAAUCCAUUCUGAAGACAAUCCUUAUACCUGUGUACAAUGUGGCAAACGAUAUUCCUGUUCUAGGGAUCUUCAGGAACAUCAAACACUUCAUACUGGAGAGAAAUUGUACAAGUGUGAAGAAUGUGGUAAAGCCUUUCAUUUUCACUCAUCUCUUAGGAGACACAAGGUAAUUCAUAUUGGAGAGAAACCCUACAAGUGUGAAGAAUGUCACAAAGCCUUUCCUUAUCUCUCAUCACUUAGGAGACACAAGAGAGUUCAUAUUGAAGAGAAAUCCUACAAGUGUGAAGAAUGUCACAAAGCCUUUCAUUAUCUCUCAUCCCUUCAUAUACACAAGAAGGGUCAUAGUGGAGAGAAACCCUACAAGUGUGAUAAAUGUCACAAAGCCUUUCUUUAUCCCUUAUCCCUUAGGAGACACAAGACAGUUCAUACUGGAGAGAAUCCCUAAAACUGUGAAGAGUGUGACAGAAGGUUCUCUUCACCUUCAUCCAGAGUCAAUAUAAAAAAGAGAAGGAAAUUCAUUCUGAAGACAAUCCCUAAAAUUGUGGGGAAUGUGACAAAAACUUUGUUAAUCUUUAUGUCCUUACUCAACACGUGGUAUAGUUCAUAGGGGAGAGAAAUCCUACAAAUGUCUUAAAAUGUUUAUUUUUUCAACCCUUAAAAUUCAUCAAAAGAUUCAUUCUGACUACAUACUCCAUGAAUGUGUGAAGUGUGGUAAAAUAAUUGCUAACAGUUCAGAUCUAACCCACCUCUAAUGGUAUGGUUAGGUCUAACAGUUCAGAUCUAACCACUCUAGUAGAGAAUAAUAGGCUAAUUAUUUUGGAUUGUAAACAGGAACAUCUAACUUCCAAUAGCAAAAUGCUAAGAAUGUCAUCAGAGAACAGUAGAGAAUUCUCUUUGCUGUAACAUCCAACAGUUUGUUGAAGCAGUAUAUUUGAAACAUGCCUUGAUUAAUGAAUCUCUUUGUUCUGUAACUAUAAACAUUCUCUAAAACCUUUA